This is a messenger RNA of Neltuma alba, 1155 nucleotides long. RefSeq lists its product as uncharacterized. The record is from RefSeq and is a predicted model, not a curated record. Lineage: Eukaryota; Viridiplantae; Streptophyta; Magnoliopsida; Fabales; Fabaceae. The transcript is spliced from 9 exons. Bases 1 to 1155 code for a protein of 384 amino acids.
AUGAAGUCCAUAGUGGAAUCUAAAGUUGCAAUUGUAAACACUGCUAAUGUUGAGAAGCAAACCCAUUUGGGUGAUCAAGUGCAUGCCACUGUCCGCAGUGUGUUCGUUCCCUAUUAUUGCAAGAGCUUGCCCCAAGGGAAAACCUACAUUAUCUCGCACUUUCAUGUUUUUCCCAAUAAGGGGACAUACAGCACUACGGAUCAUCUUUAUAGAGUGUAUUUCAAGUACACAACCUUUAUAACAGCCUGUGAAGACAAUGGACAUAUACAUCCUUAUGGUUUUCAGUUCAAGAGAUUUAAAAAGAUAACAAAUGCACAGUUUGACAGUAGAUAUUUAGUUGGGUUGGCCGGUAGUAUGAAUUUGAAGUUAAUGGAUGCAAACACCGCAGAGAUGGAGUCUUUGAAUUGCACUUUGUCAGGAGCAUUUGCAGAUGAAAUUGUUGACUUUCUUUCUUACGCUACCACGAGACUAAAGGCAGUUGGGAUAGAUGUUGAACAAGCUCCGGCACGAACAGCUGAUCAGUUUAUUGCUCAGAUCAAAGAUGAAUUCUUAACUAUACAAGAUCAGCGUAAUAUGUCUAAACUGCAAGAGGACCUGUUGUACGUAUAUCCAGUUGGUGCAGUUGUAAUUGUUCUUGCAACUAUUGUUGAUAUUCAAGUGGGACAACAGUGGUGUUAUUAUUGUUGUAAGGAUUGUGACACUGAGGCUCUCAUGGAUGGUGAUGAGUUCUUUUGUCCAAACUGCUAUGAAAUUGCGAUGGCCAGUGACCCAAAGUACAUGCUGCAUUGUAUUGCGCAAGAUGCAUAUGGCACCUGCGGUUUUAUUAUUCCUGAGUGUGGACUCUCGGGGAUGUUGGGAGAUGCAACUGCAGAUUUGGGUCAUCACUAUAUUCAACAACAAAAAACUACCGAGGACAAGAAUUUGAUUAAAGCAUACAUGGAUAAUUUCAAUGACGAAGUGAAGUUGUCAAGUGAAUUUGAGGAUGAGUUAUUCGCAGAUGAGUGUUCAAAAAUGUCAGUGGUGGACUCAGAUGACGGUGGUUCUUCUCCUGUUUUGUGCGAUACCAAAACAACCUCACAUGUGUCCAGAGGAAAAUACAAGAUCAACACUGACAGCAGGGUUCCACGUACAGCACUGAAGAAAUUGGACUUCUAA